Geodia barretti is the source of this 918-nucleotide messenger RNA. The record is from the annotation of a GenBank genome assembly. Lineage: Eukaryota; Metazoa; Porifera; Demospongiae; Tetractinellida; Geodiidae.
AUGGAUGACUCGGUAAUCAGGACUGACGGCCUGACCAAGAGGUAUGGGCACGUUCUGGCGGUGGACGGGCUGUCACUGGACGUAUCUAGGGGCCGCAUUUUUGGUCUUCUGGGUCCCAACGGAUCGGGCAAGACGACGCUGAUGAGCAUGCUGCUUGGCCUGGUACGGCCCACGGCUGGUAGUUUCUCACUUUUUGGCAAUUUGCUGGAGAAAGGCGGGCUGGACAGGGAGCUGCACCGCAUCGGCGCUCUCAUAGAGACCCCCACCUUCUAUCCCUACCUGUCCGGGCGCAACAAUCUUGCUUACUUUCAGGGCAUUUCGGGCCGCGGCAAUCCGCAGGAGCUCGACCUCUUGCUGGAACAGGUGGGAUUGGGCGGGCGCGGCGGUGACAAAUUCCAGACCUACUCCCUGGGCAUGAAGCAGCGGUUGGGCCUGGCCUACACCCUGCUGGGCGACCCGGAACUGCUGGUGCUGGACGAGCCGACCAACGGCAUGGACCCGGCGGGCAUGGCCGAGGUACGGGACCUGAUUCGCGGCUUGGCCAGCGAAAACCGCUCUGUCAUCCUGUCCAGCCAUCUGCUGAACGAGGUGGAGCAGGUCUGCGACAGCGUGGCCAUCCUGUCCCACGGACGGCUCAUCGCCCAGGGCGACGUCGCCGAUCUGCUGCAAGAGCGGGGCAGGCCGCAGGUGCGUUUGCGCACUACCAACGACGGCAAAGCAUGGGAGAUCCUGACCGCACUUGCCUGGGUAGACGGCAUCAGUGCGGACAACGGCUACCUGGUUGCCAGCGUGGAAGCGGACCGCUCGUGGGAGAUAACCGCUGCGCUCAGCCGCAACGAGGUCUAUGUGGCAGAGAUGGCACCAGCCCAGAUGUCGCUGGAGCAGUACUUCCUGGACGUAACGGAAGGGGACCCGUGA